Messenger RNA from Elaeis guineensis (African oil palm), 1978 nucleotides. RefSeq lists its product as uncharacterized. Gene Ontology annotation, molecular function: protein binding. Lineage: Eukaryota; Viridiplantae; Streptophyta; Magnoliopsida; Arecales; Arecaceae. The record is from RefSeq and is a predicted model, not a curated record.
ACUCGGGGGAAUCAGAAGCAGUGCUCAUUUCGCCUUCUCUCCGAAGCCAAAAUCAUGACCAAGAAGCGAAGAAGCAGAGCAAACAAAGAGUAGAAGAAGAGAAGAGAAAAAGCCGAAGCUUCUCGUCAAAGUCUUCUCCACCACCCCACCCUCCUACUCACUUCCCUUCUUUGCUGUUCCACCAUUAAAGCACUCACGCCCUUCCCACGAGAAAGCAAUCUGGAAUCUCCUCUCCAUCCCCACUCCCACCAUUCUUUCACGGAUAAAGCCCACAAAGAGAUUUAUACUCUUUUUUUUCUUUAAAUCCCAAACCCCACCAUUUCCCUUCUCCAUCACCAAUUGUAGCUUUGAGGUAUGCAAGGAAGGAAAAGAGUGAUGAGCGGUGUGAUGAAAGGAGUCGUGGUCGCUGUUGCUCGCCGCAUUAGCAGCUUAUUUUUAGUAUUUUUGGUACUAUUUUCUGUGUGUUGUCUUCCAAAGAAGACGUGGGCGAUUCUGGAUCCAGUGGACUUCCUCGCUCUGCAGGCGGUGAGGAAGUCGCUGGAGGACAUGCCGGGGUCGGCGUUCUUCGCCGGGUGGGACUUCACCGGCGACCCCUGCGGCUUCCCGGGGGUCUUCUGCGCCGGCGACCGCGUCGUGGCCCUCGCCCUCGGCGACCCCCGCGCCGGGUCCCCCGGCCUCUCCGGCCGCCUCGACCCCGCUCUCGGCCGCCUCUCCGCCCUCGCCGAGCUCUCCCUCGUCCCCGGCCGCGUCAUCGGCUCCAUCCCCGACUCCCUCUCCCUCUGCUCCGACCUCCGCUUCCUCGCCCUCAGCAAGAACUUCCUCUCCGGCCCCAUCCCUGACUCCCUCGGCUCCCUCCGACGCCUACGAACUCUCGACCUCAGCUACAAUCAGCUCUCCGGCUCCAUCCCUGCCUCCCUUCCCUCCAUUCCGACGCUGGCUAACCUGGUUCUCUGCCAUAACCGCCUGUCCAGCUCCAUCCCGACCUUCCCCGACGGGGCGCCGCUCCUCCGCCUGGAUCUCAAGCACAACGACCUCUCCGGCCCGGUCCCGGCGCUGCCGCCGUCCCUCCAGUACCUCUCCCUCUCCUCGAACCGGCUGGCCGGCCGGGUCGACGGGGUGCUCCCCGGGUUGACCCGGCUCAACUACCUGGACCUCAGCAUGAACCAGCUGGAGGGCCCCAUUCCGGGCUGCGUCUUCUCCUUCCCUCUUGCAUCCCUCCAGCUGCAGCGCAAUGUCUUCUCCGGCCCGGUGGCGCCGGCGGCCGCGGCGGAUGUGGCGAUCCCGGUGGUGGACUUGAGUUACAACCGGUUAUGGGGGCCGGUGCCGCCGCAGCUGGCGGCGGUGGGGAGGCUGUAUCUGAAUAACAACCGGUUCACCGGGGAGGUGCCGGGGAGAUUGGUGCAGGGUUUGAUGGGGGGAAUGCAGCUGCUGUACCUGCAGCACAAUUAUCUGACAGGGGUGGAGAUCAGCCCGACGGCGGCGAUACCGGUGGGAGCGUCGCUGUGCCUGCAGUAUAAUUGCAUGGUGCCGCCGGUCGACGCCCCAUGCCCGGUCAAGGCCGGGACGCAGAAGACCCGGCCUACCGACCAAUGCCCGGAGUGGCAGGGAUGAUGGAACAGGGGAAAAGGAAGAAAGAACAGAGAAUUUCAUCUUAUACUAUUCUUUUAUUUAUUUUGGAGGUAUUUUUUUUUGGAUGUGGAUGACAGUGAGGGGAAAUAAGGCAUGGUGGUGGUCGAGAUUUUGGGUUGAGCUGUUGUUAAGAUGUUAUUAAAGUUAUAUAUAAUUAUGUGAUUUUAUUGAUAUUUACUAGAGGUAAUGUGCAUAGUAUAAUUGUAAUGUGUAGAAAUGUUGGAUUUAGUGGGUGUUGGCUUUGCUGUUAUGGAUGUUGGAUGAGUAAUUUGCGCAUUCAUAUGUGAUGUGAUUCUAUGGUAUUAGUUGGAAUUGGAAUUAGUUUGAUGGUAUUGUGCUGGGCUAUGUA